Messenger RNA from Penicillium antarcticum, 2460 nucleotides. Its product is annotated as glycosyltransferase. The coding region runs from base 1 to 2460 and encodes 819 amino acids. Gene Ontology annotation, biological process: carbohydrate metabolic process. Gene Ontology annotation, molecular function: hexosyltransferase activity; UDP-glycosyltransferase activity. NCBI's taxonomy places the organism in Eukaryota, Fungi, Ascomycota, Eurotiomycetes, Eurotiales, Aspergillaceae. The record is from RefSeq and is a predicted model, not a curated record. The transcript is spliced from 6 exons.
AUGGCGGAACAACAACCCCAAAGCGCGACAUCGAAGGAGAAUGAGUGGAUGCAAGAUGGGACCGACGUCCAAGACGAUGGUCGCAUUGAGAUUGACCUGGACUCCAAAGUCGGCCGGGAGAUAUCAAAGUUGAUUCCAUUUUUGGUGUCCGAGCAAGACGUGGAACAACUACAAGAGCUAGUUAGCUCUGAUGGUUGCAGUCUGCAUCUCAACAUCGUCAUCCAAGUUGUUGGAAGCCGAGGUGACGUGCAGCCUUUCAUCGCACUAGGCAACGAGCUCCAACACCAUGGCCAUCGUGUACGAAUAGCCACGCACAACAUCUUUGAGAAGUUUGUACGAGAUUCAGACUUGGAGUUCUAUCCUAUCGGCGGAGAUCCCUCUGAGCUGAUGGCAUACAUGGUCAAGAACCCGGGAUUGAUCCCUCAAAUGAACUCCUUGCGUGCUGGCGAUAUCCAGCGCAAGCGGGUGAUGGUAGCUGAAAUGCUCCAGGGAUGCUGGCAGUCCUGUAUAGAGGAUGAUCCGGCGACCCAAACACCGUUCGUGGCCGAUGCGAUCAUCGCGAAUCCGCCUAGCUUUGCUCAUAUUCAUUGUGCUCAAGCGUUAGGGAUUCCUCUGCACUUGAUGUUUACUAUGCCGUGGACUAGCACGCGGUCAUUUCCGCAUCCUUUGGCUAAUUUAAAGUACUCAACCACAGAGCCGAAAAUGGCCAAUUAUUUGUCCUAUGGCAUCGUCGAAUGGUUGACAUGGCAAGGCCUUGGCGAUGUUAUCAAUGAAUGGAGAAUUUCUAUUGACCUCGAACCUGUACCAGUCACGGAAGGUCCCCGUCUUGCGGAGACUUUGAAGAUACCUUUCACUUACUGCUGGUCACCGACAUUAAUGCCAAAACCAGCAGACUGGCCGGCGCAUCUAGAUGUAUGCGGAUUCUUCUUCCGAUCUCCUCCCGACUUCUCACCACCCUCUGAUCUACAUUCAUUCCUUCAAAAUGGGCCCCCGCCAAUCUACAUCGGAUUUGGCAGCAUUGUGAUCGAAGACCCUCCUGCAAUGACAGCAACACUUGUCAAAGCUAUCAAGUCCUGGGGUGGUCGUGCUCUCAUUUCUCGAGGUUGGAGUAAUCUUGGAGAUGCUCAGUCAGAUGAUCAAAUAUUCUAUCUUGGAGACUGUCCACAUGAAUGGCUAUUCCAGCAUGUCACCGCAGUGGUACAUCACGGUGGAGCAGGUACGACGGCAUGUGGCCUACGCUUUGGAAAGCCGACCACCAUCGUGCCGUUCUUUGGAGAUCAAUUGUUCUGGGGAAAUAUGGUCGCAUCCUGCGGCAUUGGACCCAAGCCCAUUCCACACCGUGAAUUGACCGCAGAUAACCUAGCAGAGGCCAUUUGCUUCUGUCUCGAACCUAGCACACUCAGUGCUGCCGAAGAACUCGCCAUUCGGAUGAGCGAGGAAUCUGGAGUGUCUGCAGCAGUUGCAUCUUUCCAUCGAAACCUGCCUAUUGACAAGAUGCAAUGUCGCUUCUUUGGAUCUGAACCGGCUGCAUGGAAAUUGAAACUGCAGAAUUCCAAGGUUUCUGUUUUUCUGUCUAAGAUGGCUGCGGGGAUAUUGGUUGAAAACACGCGCAUUGACCCAAGGGAUCUGACGUUACAUGAAAGCCGCCCCAUAUUUAUCCAAACACGACGAUGGGAUCCCAUCACUGGCGGCGCAUCAUCCUUGCUUGGCAUGUACAAGGAUGUGCUCACAGCAUCGAGUGAUGUAGUGAUACAACCAUACAAAGAAUUUAAACGCGCCCAGUCAGGCGAGGGAGAGCUUCGAGUUAUCGAGCCUACCAAUAGGACGUCCAGCGAUGCGUCCUCAGGUGUACUCUCCCGAGCAUCCACCAACGAAAAACGGGACGCGCAAUGGAAGGUAACCGGUACGGCAGUAGGAAGUUCCGCCAAAAGCGUGGGCAAGAUCAUCGGCUAUUAUUACAAGGGCGUGCUAGUCGAUAUACCCAUGGCAGUCAACGAGGGCCUGAGAGCAGUGCCCCGGAUGUAUGGCGAGGAAGUCAAGAGCUACGAUAACAUCACAGACUUUAAGUCUGGAGCCGCUGCCGCGAGAGAGAACUUCAAUGAUGGAAUGGCAGGGGUCAGCGAAAUCCUCAAGCAGCCCUACAAAGGGGCCCAAGAGGACGGAUUUAGAGGGAUGGUCAAGGGAUUCGUGAAAGGGCCUCUUAGCAUGGGCACGAAGGCAUCUUCAGCGGCGUUGGGACUAGUAGCCUACCCAGGACAGGGAUUGGUCAAGAGUAUACACACGGUUAUGCACGGCAAGACUCGGAAAUUGAUAGGCAAAGCGCGUCUGAAAGAAGGUCAAUACCUGGCAAUCCAAUCACCCAAGGCCUGGUCAAAUUGCCCGACCGUUCUCGAAGCAUUCGAAGCCCAGCAGCGGAAUCCUGCGGCUGAGAUCUCGGGAUUUGAGCGAAUCCAAGACUAG